AUGGCCAUGAGAUUGCUGUCUCGUCCAUUCCCUUUCACAAGGAUCAUAACCGCCCCUGCUCCACUGUCUACUAGGAGCUUCGCCGUCCAGUUCUCGACAUUCAACCCCAAGAUGCGCAAGGACCCUUUUAAGCCCGCAGCCCGUGUGGCCGGUCAGAAGCAAGAUGUCUGGUCUAUCGUCAACGAAGCCGCUGCUUCGUCCAAGGUCGCUGAUGUUGUGAACAUGNGGCAUAGACAAGGCUUCUUCGGCUACAACNCCCCUCAAUUCGUAAUCGACGCCGCCAAGGGUGCUCUGGACAGAGUCGAAUGCAACCAGUACUCGCCCACCAAGGGACGACCUCGUCUGAAGAAAGCCCUCGCCGAUGCCUACUCCCCCUUCUUCGGUCGCACUCUAGACCCUGAAAAGGAGGUCACAAUCACAACUGGUGCAAACGAGGGCAUGCUCUCGGCCUUCAUGGGCUUUGUCGAACCCGGCGACGAGGUCAUUGUCUUCGAGCCCUUUUUCGAUCAAUAUAUCCACAACAUUCAGAUGCCUGGCGGUAAGGUCGUCUACGUGCCCCUACACCCUCCGGAGAAGGGCGCUACUCAGACCACUUCGGCUGGAGACUGGUCAAUCAACAUGGACGAGCUAAAAGCUGCCAUCAACGACAACACCCGCAUGAUUGUUCUCAAUACUCCUCACAAUCCCAUCGGCAAAGUCUUUACACGCGAAGAGCUGCAAGCCAUCGGUGAUCUGUGCGUUGAGCACAACAUUAUCAUUCUGAGCGAUGAGGUCUAUGAUCGUCUUUACUACACUCCUUUCACCCGCAUGGCUACUCUUUCACCCGAAAUCGCCAACCUCACACUUACCGUUGGCUCGGGAGGUAAGAACUUCUACUGCACCGGCUGGCGCGUCGGAUGGUUGAUUGGCCCCGAGCACCUCAUCCAACCCGUCAGUGCUGCUCACACCCGCAUCUGUUACAGCAGUGUCAGCCCGCUGCAAGAAGCCACCGCUAUCGGCUUCGAGGAGGCUGAUAAGCACGGCUUCUGGGACGAGACCAAGGCUGAGAUGCGAGCCAAGAUUGACCGCUUCGUGGCCAUCUUCGAUGAGCUUGAUCUACCUUACUCCGACCCUGAGGGUGGUUACUUUGUCCUUGUAAACAUGUCCAAGGUGAAGCUUCCUGCCGACUAUCCUUUCCCUGAGCAUGUCGCAAGCCGUCCUCGUGAUUUCAAGCUCUCAUACUUCAUCAUCAAGGAGCUAGGUGUCGCUGCCAUCCCGCCCACCGAGUUCUUCACCGAUGACAAUGCUCAUAUCGUCGAGGACUGGUUGCGAUUUGCUAUCUGCAAGAACGACGACGUGCUUGACAAGGCCAAAGACAGGCUCAGAGGUCUGAAGAAGUACAUGCAAUGA
Messenger RNA from Aureobasidium vineae, 1389 nucleotides. The record is from the annotation of a GenBank genome assembly. Lineage: Eukaryota; Fungi; Ascomycota; Dothideomycetes; Dothideales; Saccotheciaceae.